AUGUUUAACAUCUUCAACAAGGGCCAAAAGAUCAAGGGGACUGUGGUGUUGAUGGCCAAAAAUGUUUUGGACUUCGACGCCAUAACGUCCAUUGGUAGUGGCGGUGUUACUGGCGCUGUCGAUAGCAUCUUCGACACUGCCACAAGCUUAGCUGGCCAACUACUUGAUAGUGCCACUGCCAUCUUCAGCCGUAGCGUCUCCUUGCAGUUGAUCAGUGCUACCAAGACUGAUGGAAGUGGAAAUGGCAAACUUGGAACAGAAACCUUUUUGCAGAAACAUAUUCCAACGUUACCAACCUUGGGAGCAAGGAAGGAUGUUUUCGAAAUUUAUUUCGAUUGGGAUAGUGAUUUCGGAAUACCAGGAGCAUUUUACAUUAAAAACUUUAUGCAAGAUGAGUUUUUCAUUGUCAGUGUGACGCUUGAAGACAUUCCAAAUCAUGGAACCAUUUACUUUGUUUGUAACUCAUGGGUUUACAACGCUAAGUAUUACAAAAAGGAACGCAUUUUCUUCGACAAUAAUGCAUAUCUUCCAAAUGAAACACCAGCUCCACUAGCUAAGUAUAGAGCAGAAGAGUUGCAAAAUUUAAGAGGAGAUGGAACUGGGGAGCGCAAAGUAUGGGAAAGGAUCUAUGAUUAUGAUGUAUAUAAUGAUUUGGGAAAUCCAGAUAGCAGUGAAAACCUUGCUCGCCCUGUCCUUGGAGGGUCUAGCACCUAUCCUUACCCUCGUAGGGUUAGAACCGGUAGAAAACCAACCAGGAAAGAUCCUAAGAGUGAGCAACCAGGGGAGAUUUAUGUUCCAAGAGAUGAAAAUUUUGGUCACUUGAAGUCAUCAGACUUCCUUGCAUAUGGAAUAAAAUCUUUAUCUCAAGACGUUUUACCUCUGUUUCAAUCUUUAAUUUUUGACUUGAAUUUCACACCAAAUGAGUUUACUAGCUUCGAUGACGUGCGUGGACUCUAUGAAGGUGGUAUUACACUUCCUACUACUAUACUCAGCCAAAUUAGCCCCUUACCAGUUCUCCAAGAAAUCUUCCGCACUGAUGGUGAACAAGCCCUUAAGUUUCCACCACCUCAAGUAAUCAAAGUUAGUAAGUCUGCAUGGAUGACUGAUGAUGAAUUUUCAAGAGAGAUGAUUGCUGGUGUAAAUCCUUGCGUGAUUCGCCUUCUUGAAGAGUUCCCACCAGUAAGCAAGCUAGAUGCCACUGUCUAUGGUGAUCAAACUAGUACAAUAACAAAAGAAAACUUGGAGACUAAUCUGAAUGGGGUCACAAUAGAUGAGGCACUUAGUGGUCUGAGAUUAUUCAUAUUAGAUUACCAUGACGCUUUCAUGCCUUAUUUGAGAAGGAUAAACACAACUGCAAAGGCUUAUGCCACGAGGACAAUCCUGUUCUUGAAAGAUGAUGGGACUCUAAAGCCACUGGCCAUUGAAUUAAGUUUGCCACAUCCAAAUGGAGAUCAGUUUGGUGCCGUGAGUAAAGUCAUCUUGCCAGCAGAUGAAGGUGUUGAAAGUACAAUUUGGCUAUUGGCCAAGGCUUAUGUUGUUGUAAAUGACUCAUGCUACCACCAGCUCAUGAGCCACUGGUUAAAUACUCAUGCAGUGGUUGAGCCAUUUUCCAUAGCAACAAACAGGAAUCUCAGUGUGCUCCACCCUAUUUAUAAACUUCUAUAUCCACACUAUCGUGACACCAUCAAUAUCAAUGGACUUGCUCGGCAAUCACUAAUUAAUGCAGGUGGCAUUAUAGAGCAAUCAUUUUUGCCUGGACCGUAUUCUAUUGAGAUGUCUUCAGUGGCUUACAAGAAUUGGGUUUUUACUGAUCAAGCAUUACCAGCUGAUCUCAUCAAGAGAGGAUUGGCAGUUGAGGAUCCCUCUUCACCCCAUGGUCUUCGCCUUGUGAUAGAGGACUACCCUUAUGCUGUUGAUGGACUAGAGAUAUGGGAUGCUAUUAAGACAUGGGUCCAAGACUAUGUUUCCUUGUAUUACACGACAGAUGUGGCUGUUCAAAAUGACACUGAACUGCAAGCUUGGUGGAAGGAAGCUGUAGAAAAGGGUCAUGCUGACUUAAAAGAUAAGUCAUGGUGGCCUAAGUUGCAGACUCGUGAAGAGCUGAUUCAAUCUUGCUCUAUUGUCAUAUGGACUGCUUCUGCUCUUCAUGCAGCUGUUAAUUUUGGACAAUAUCCUUAUGGAGGUUAUAUCCUGAACCGUCCAACUCUUAGCAGAAGAUUGAUCCCAGAAAAGGGAACUCCAGAAUAUGAUGAGAUGGUGAAGAGUCCUCAAAAGGCUUAUUUGAGAACAAUUACACCAAAGUACCAGACCCUUGUUGACCUUUCAGUGAUUGAGAUAUUGUCAAGGCAUGCUUCUGAUGAGAUCUACCUAGGGGAGAGGGAUAAUCCAAAUUGGACAUCUGACACAACGGCAUUACAAGCCUUCAAGAAGUUUGGAAGCAAGUUGGCAGAAAUUGAGGGGAAUAUCACAGGGAGGAACAACAAUUCAAGUCUGAUAAACCGAUUGGGGCCAGUUCAACUGCCCUACACUUUGCUCCUUCCUACAAGUAAUGAAGGGUUGACUUUCAGAGGAAUUCCCAACACAAAGAUGUUUGGCAUCUUAAACAAGGGCCAAAAGGUCAAGGGGACUGUGGUGUUUAUGCCCAAGAAUGUCUUGGACUUCAACGCCAUAACCUCCGUUGCUAGUGGCGGUGUUACCGGCGCUGUCGGUGGCAUCUUCGGCAUGGCCAGCGGCGUAGCUGGUCAAGUAGUUGAUGGUGCCACUUCCAUCUUUAGCCGUAGCGUCUCCCUUCAGUUGAUCAGUGCUACCAAGACUGAUGCAAGUGGAAAAGGGAAAAUUGGAAAGGAAACCUUUUUGCAGAAACAUCUUCCAACGUUACCAACAUUGGGGGCAGGCCAGGAUGCAUUCGAUAUUUUCUUUGAUUGGGAUGCUGAUUUCGGAAUACCAGGAGCAUUUUACAUUAAAAACUAUAUGCAAGGUGGAGAGUUCUUCCUUGUCAGUGUAACACUUGAAGACAUACCAAAUCAUGGAACCAUUCACUUUGUUUGUAACUCAUGGGUUUACAACUCAAAGAAUUACAAGAAGGAUCGCAUUUUCUUUGACAGUAAUGCAUUUCUUCCAAGUGAAACACCAGCUGCACUAGUUAAGUACAGAGAAGAAGAGUUGCAGAACUUAAGAGGAGAUGGAACUGGGGUGCGCAAGGAAUGGGAAAGGAUCUAUGAUUAUGAUGUCUACAAUGAUUUGGGCAAUCCAGAUAGUGGUGACAAACUUGCUCGUCCAAUCCUUGGAGGGUCUAGCACCUAUCCCUACCCUCGCAGGGUUAGAACCGGUAGAAAAUUUACCAGGAAAGAUCCCAAAAGUGAGCAACCAGGCACAGUUUAUGUUCCAAGAGAUGAAAAUUUCGGUCACUUGAAGUCUUCAGACUUCCUUACAUAUGGAAUAAAAUCUUUGUCUCAAAACGUGUUACCUUUGUUUCAAUCUGUGAUUUUUGAUUUGAAUUUCACACCGAAUGAGUUUGAUAGCUUCGAUGAAGUGCGUGGACUCUAUGAAGGUGGAAUUAAGCUUCCUACUGAUGUACUCAGCCAAAUUAGCCCAUUACCUGUCCUUAAGGAAAUCUUCCGGACUGAUGGUGAACAAGUCCUCAAAUUCCCACCACCCCAUGUAAUCAAAGUUACUAAGUCUGCAUGGAUGACUGAUGAAGAAUUUGGAAGAGAGAUGCUUGCUGGUGUAAAUCCUUGUGUAAUUCAGCUACUUCAAGAGUUCCCACCACGAAGCCAGCUAGAUGCCACAGUCUACGGUGAUCAAACUAGUACAAUAACAAAAGAAAACUUGGAGACUAACCUAGAUGGGGUCACAGUAGAAGAGGCACUUAGUGGUCAGAGAUUACUCAUAUUAGAUUACCAUGACGCAUUCAUGCCGUAUUUGAGAAAGAUAAACACAAUUGCAAAGGCUUAUGCCACAAGGACAAUCCUGUUCUUGAAAGAUGAUGGGACUCUAAAGCCAUUGGCCAUUGAAUUAAGUUUGCCUCAUCCUGAUGGAGAUCAAUUUGGUGCAGAUAGUAAAGUCAUCUUACCUGCGGACCAAGGUGUUGAAAGCACAAUUUGGCUGUUGGCCAAGGCUCAUGUAAUUGUAAAUGAUUCUUGCUAUCACCAACUCAUGAGCCACUGGUUAAAUACUCAUGCAGUGGUUGAGCCAUUUAUCAUAGCAACAAAUAGGCAUCUCAGUGUGCUUCACCCUAUUCAUAAACUUCUAUUUCCUCACUAUCGUGACACCAUCAAUAUCAAUGGACUUGCUCGCAAUUCACUAAUUAAUGCAGGUGGCAUUAUAGAGCAAUCAUUUUUGCCCGGACCCUAUUCUGUUGAGAUGUCUUCAACUGUUUACAAGAAUUGGGUUUUUACUGAUCAAGCAUUACCUGCUGAUCUCAUCAAGAGAGGAUUGGCAGUUGAGGAUCCUUCUUCACCACAUGGUCUUCGCCUUGUGAUAGAGGAUUACCCUUAUGCUGUUGAUGGACUAGAGAUAUGGGAUGCCAUUAAGACAUGGGUCCAAGACUAUGUAUCCUUGUAUUACACAACAGAUGUGGCUGUACAAAAAGACUCUGAACUGCAAGCAUGGUGGAAAGAAGCUGUAGAAAAGGGUCAUGCUGACUUAAAAGAUAAGCCAUGGUGGCCUAAGUUGCAAACUCUUGAAGAGCUGAUUCAAUCUUGCUCUAUUAUCAUAUGGACUGCUUCUGCUCUUCAUGCAGCUGUUAAUUUUGGACAAUACCCUUAUGGAGGUUAUAUCCUGAACCGUCCAACUAUUACCAGAAGAUUCAUCCCAGAAAAGGGAACUCCAGAAUAUGAUGAGAUGGUGAAAAGUCCUCAAAAGGCUUAUUUGAGAACAAUCACACCCAAGUACCAGACCCUUGUUGACCUUUCAGUGAUUGAGAUAUUGUCAAGGCAUGCUUCUGAUGAGGUCUACCUUGGGGAGAGGGAUAAUCCAAAUUGGACAUCAGAUACAAAGGCUUUACAAGCCUUCAAGAAGUUUGGAAGCAAGUUGGCAGAAAUUGAGGGAAAAAUCAAAGGGAGAAACAACAAUUCAAGUCUGAGAAACCGAUAUGGGCCAAUUCAGCUGCCUUACACUUUGCUCGCUCCUUCAAGUGAUGAAGGGUUGACUUUUAGAGGAAUUCCCAACAGUAUCUCUAUCUAA
This is a messenger RNA of Gastrolobium bilobum, 5184 nucleotides long. RefSeq lists its product as uncharacterized. The record is from RefSeq and is a predicted model, not a curated record. Gene Ontology annotation, molecular function: protein binding; oxidoreductase activity, acting on single donors with incorporation of molecular oxygen, incorporation of two atoms of oxygen; metal ion binding. Lineage: Eukaryota; Viridiplantae; Streptophyta; Magnoliopsida; Fabales; Fabaceae. Bases 1 to 5184 code for a protein of 1727 amino acids. Gene Ontology annotation, biological process: lipid oxidation. The transcript has 18 exons.